Molecule: messenger RNA, 1938 nt
Organism: Cucurbita maxima (winter squash)
Lineage: Eukaryota; Viridiplantae; Streptophyta; Magnoliopsida; Cucurbitales; Cucurbitaceae
Product: serine carboxypeptidase-like 45
Exons: 10
Coding region: 201-1571 (456 amino acids)
Biological process (GO): proteolysis
Cellular component (GO): vacuole
Molecular function (GO): serine-type carboxypeptidase activity
Source: RefSeq, a predicted model, not a curated record
CGGAAGAGGAGAGAGAGAGAGAGACCUGGAGUUGAACAGUCCCCAUGUUCUCUCACUCUUUGCAAAAAUGGGGUCCCAAUCUUUCGAAUAAUCAUCAUUACAAAAAACAACUCCCCCUCUUCUUUUUAUACCGUUCCACUUCUUCUUCCCCCCCCCCCAUUCCCCACUUUCUCUCAUUUUCUUGAUUUCUUCCUCUCGCCAUGUCUGCAAUCCUCCCCUUUGUUUUUCUGCUUUUCUUCCACUUUCUUCCUAAAUCUGAGCCUUCCCCUUAUCUUCUAGACAAGAUUUCUUCGUUGCCUGGUCAACCCCUCGUUGGAUUUCGACAUUACUCUGGCUAUGUCAAUGUGGGUGACCGUAAUCAGAAGGCUCUGUUUUAUUAUUUUGCUGAAGCUCAAAUCAACUCUGCUUCUAGGCCGCUUGUUCUUUGGCUUAAUGGAGGUCCUGGGUGUUCUUCUUUGGGGGUUGGGGCAUUCUCUGAAAAUGGACCGUUUCGGCCUAAAGGGGAGGUUCUAAUCAGGAAUGAACACAGUUGGAAUACAGAAGCGAAUAUGUUGUAUUUGGAGACGCCAGUGGGAGUUGGAUUUUCGUAUUCAACUGAUACUUCUUCGUAUGAGGCAGUGGGAGACAAAAUCACAGCAAGGGACAAUCUGGAGUUCUUGGAGAAGUGGUUUGUCAGAUUCCCACAUUACAGAAACAGAAGCUUGUUCAUUACAGGAGAAAGCUAUGCUGGUCAUUAUGUGCCCCAACUGGCUGAGCUCAUGCUCCAAUCUAACAAAACCUCAUUCAACCUCAGAGGCAUUGCUAUUGGAAAUCCCGUUCUAGAUUUUGCUACUGACUUCAACUCGAGGGCUGAGUUUCUUUGGUCCCACGGAUUAAUAUCGGAUUCGACGUUUAAAAUGUUCACAUCAAUGUGCAACUACUCUCGGUAUGUAGGUGAGUACUACAGGGGGUCUGUUUCACCCAUUUGCUCAAGGGUGAUGAGCCAAGUGAGCAAAGAAACCAGUAGAUUUGUUGACAAGUAUGACGUUACUCUUGAUGUAUGCAUAUCGUCUGUGUUCUCUCAGUCCAAAAUCCUCAACCCUCAACAAGUAACCGAGUCCGUUGAUGUCUGCGUGGAGGACGAAACAGUUAACUAUCUCAAUAGGCAAGAUGUCCACAAGGCUCUUCGUGCGCGCCUCGUGGGAGUGCGACAAUGGGCUGUUUGCAGCAGCGUUCUGGAUUACAAACUGCUGGACCUAGAGAUACCGACUAUUAACAUCGUGGGGAAACUGGUCAAAGCAGGAAUUCAAGUGUUGGUCUAUAGUGGAGAUCAAGAUUCCGUCAUUCCACUCACAGGAAGUAGAACUCUUGUUCACAAACUUGCAAAAGAGUUGGGUCUAGAAACAACCGUACCUUACCGUGUCUGGUUCGAGGGACAGCAGGUUGGCGGGUGGACUCAAGUUUACGGCAAUAUUCUUUCCUUUGCCACAAUCAGAGGGGCAUCACAUGAAGCACCAUUUUCACAACCUGAAAGAUCACUGGUGUUGUUUAAGUCAUUUUUACAAAGUCAGCCUCUUCCUGAAGCUUUCUGAUCGAUAAGUCGGGCCGAGUUUGUGAUUGAGAGAACGGAGUUUGAUUGCUAAACCCUAAUAAUCUGAGAGUAAAGAUUUCUUUCCCAUGUUUAUCCUUCAUUGUCAUCAACAAAGCUGUGGAAUGGAAGGUUUUUGUAAAGGUCAUCAGUAAAAAGGAGAAAAUUAUAUGAAAAAAGAGGGGGGAACAGAGCUCUUUUUGUCAUCUUUCAUGAAUUUUGUAAAUUCUACAUCUUAGAAGUCAUCUUAUUGUGAAAGCUCAGUUCAGACAAAAUGAGAAUCUGUUGAAACUUUGGGAGAAGAGAGUUCUGCCAAAGAAUUUUCAAAAUAUUUGAACUGUGAAUAGAAUGGGAUGGAAUGUGUUCGUUCA